Molecule: messenger RNA, 540 nt
Organism: Mangifera indica (mango)
Lineage: Eukaryota; Viridiplantae; Streptophyta; Magnoliopsida; Sapindales; Anacardiaceae
Product: early nodulin-75-like
Exons: 1
Coding region: 1-540 (179 amino acids)
Source: RefSeq, a predicted model, not a curated record
AUGUCUUCCAAAUAUUUACAAGUGUUGUUCCUUUUUGGCGUAGUUCUAUUCACCUCCACCUCACUUGCUGAUCACCGCCAUGAGCCUCCAAAAAAUGAGCUUAAACCACCAGAGCAUAAGCCACCAAAAGACAAGCCCCCACAUGGACACAUGUUAGUAGAGGAGACUGAGAACUCAUCCAAGCCUAAUUUCACAGGUCAUGGUGGCAAGGGAGAGCAACAACCAUCCAACCAGUCUGGUUUUCCAGGACACGGCGGCAAGGGAGAGAAGCAACCGCCAAAACACAAGCCACCACACGGACACAAGCUAGAAGAGGAGAUUGAGGACUCUCACCAGCCAUUUCGUGGACACAGUGGCAAAGGAGAGAAGCAGCCGCCAAAACACAAACCACCUCAUGGACAUAUGUUGAUGGAGGAAGUUCAAGAGGAGUUACACAAGCCAGUUGCUGGACAGAAUGGCAAGGAAUGGAAGCAACCACCCAGGAAGAUGAAGUUGCCAAUUCACGGAAAGAAUCCACCAACUCCCCCAUCAAUUAACUAG